Spea bombifrons (plains spadefoot toad) is the source of this 411-nucleotide messenger RNA. Its product is annotated as protein S100-A13-like. Gene Ontology annotation, cellular component: perinuclear region of cytoplasm. Bases 40 to 318 code for a protein of 92 amino acids. The record is from RefSeq and is a predicted model, not a curated record. The transcript is spliced from 2 exons. NCBI's taxonomy places the organism in Eukaryota, Metazoa, Chordata, Amphibia, Anura, Pelobatidae.
UCUCCUCUGUCACUCCCUGUGUCUCUCCCCAGCAGCGAGAUGGCGACUGCGCACACAGAGACGGAGAAGGCCAUCGUGACCGUGGUGAAAUGCUUCUAUGACUACGCCGGAGCCGACGGCAAGCGAGAGACCCUCACCCUACGCGAGUUCACUGCCAUGGCCAACAAGGAGUUCCCGCACCUGAUGAAGGACGUGAAUCUGAAGGAGAAGCUGCAGGAACUGGACGUUAACGACGACAACGAGAUGAAGUUCAGCGAAUACUGGAAGCUGAUUGGAGAAACAGCCAAGAACGUGAAGAGGGUCAUCAAACGCCAGUGAAGCCAGUGCAAUGCGCGGGGCGGGGGGGGGGACGCAGUGCGCAGGGGCGCAGACGCUGCAACAGCCAAUUAAAAACAAGCUCCUUGAAAAACA